Aureobasidium melanogenum CBS 110374 is the source of this 2553-nucleotide messenger RNA. RefSeq names its product SWI/SNF chromatin remodeling complex component. Gene Ontology annotation, molecular function: ATP binding; ATP-dependent chromatin remodeler activity; chromatin binding. The record is from RefSeq and is a predicted model, not a curated record. The coding region runs from base 1 to 2553 and encodes 850 amino acids. Lineage: Eukaryota; Fungi; Ascomycota; Dothideomycetes; Dothideales; Saccotheciaceae. Gene Ontology annotation, cellular component: pericentric heterochromatin; nucleus. Gene Ontology annotation, biological process: lymphocyte proliferation; DNA methylation-dependent constitutive heterochromatin formation; pericentric heterochromatin formation. The transcript has a single exon.
AUGGCAGAAGCUCGCAAAAUCAAAGAAGAAAAACGUGACCAAGAGCUUGAAGCAGAGAGACAGAAGGACUUGAAAGGUGGCAAGAAGGUUGUCGAUACAAAGUUCAAAGCCCUGGAAUAUUUGUUGAACCAGAGUAAGCUAUACUCGACCAUCAUGCUUGCUCAAAUGCAAAGACAGGAAGAGGAAGCCCAAGCUACUGACGAGAAGGGUAAGAAGCGCGCUUUGAAGCGAGAGGAAACAGCGGAGAAAGCAGCCGAAGUCAGUCAGAAACGAGCAACACGAUCAGCAAACACGGUGCAGGAAACAACAGCGCAAGCGACAGAGGAAUCUGCCACUGGAGGCAGGAGAAAAUCAGCCAGAGGAGCAGCGGCAGCAAAACCCAAGGCUGGCAGUGGAAAGAUCUCCGACUAUCUUAACAAAGACGACUUGAAAGCCAAGGCCGGCGAUAAAUCAGUAAAUGAAGCUCUUGCUGAAGAGGCCGACUCUGGUGUCAAAGCUGGCGACAUUGGAGUACAAAACCUGCGAUCUGCUAAGCAGCCUGCUCUUGUAACUGGUGGUCUGAUGCGUUCGUAUCAGCUGGAAGGUCUUGAAUGGCUCACAUCACUUUACGAGAACGGACUGAAUGGCAUCCUGGCUGAUGAGAUGGGACUGGGAAAGACUAUUCAGACAAUUUCAUUCCUCGCCUUCUUACGCGAGAAGGGCACUUAUGGACCAUUUUUGAUCGCAUCGCCUCUGAGUACAACAAGCAACUGGGUCAACGAGUUCCACAAAUGGACUCCUGAUAUUCCAGUUGUCCUCUACCAUGGGUCCAAACAAGAAAGAGAGGAGAUCCGUCGGAAAAGGUUCAAGAAUCCUGGCAGCAAAGACUUUCCAGUCAUCUGUACUUCUUACGAAAUCUGCAUGAAUGACCGCAAAUUCCUUGCCAACUAUGGUUGGAAGUUCAUCAUCAUUGAUGAGGGUCACCGCAUCAAGAACCUCAACUGCCGCUUGAUCAGGGAGCUGCAAUCCUAUCAAUCAGCCAAUCGACUGCUGAUUACUGGCACACCGUUACAGAACAACUUAACCGAGUUGUGGUCUUUGCUGCACUUCCUCAUGCCCACCAUCUUUGACAAGCUUGAAUCUUUCGAGUCGUGGUUCGAUUUCUCUGCUUUGAACCAGCGCAAUGGCUACGAAGACAUCUUGUCCGAGGAGCGCAAGACCAACCUGGUAACUUCGCUUCACGCCAUCUUGAAACCUUUCUUGCUACGCCGAGUCAAGACAGACGUCGAGACUUCUCUCCCAAAGAAGCGUGAGUAUGUGUUGUACGCACCUCUUACGGCUACCCAACGAGAGCUCUACCAAGAGAUCCUGGAGGGCAAUAGCCGUGCCUACCUCGAGAACAAAGCCGUUGAGAGCUUGAGCGGAACCACCACACCUCGCAGCACUCGCGGUUCCAGCCUCAAACGAAGCAGACCUGAGGAAGGAAGCGCGACCCCGAUCAAAAGCGUCAAGUCCAGUCGGGCGUCUACUCCAGCAACAACGACCAGCGCACGAGGCAGCAGACGAGCCAAGAAAGCUCAAAACUACGAGGAGUUAUCUGACACUGCUUACUUUAAGCAAAUGCAAAAUCAACAGUCAGAGGACGAAGAACAGCCACUCGACUCGAGCGAGGAGGAAGCCCAAGAACAAGCACAAACACUGGCUCUGGCUAAGAAACUGAUUGGAGCUAAGAAAUUGCAGAACCCCGUGCUGCAGUUGCGUCUUUGCUGCAAUUCACCUCAUAACUUUUUCUAUCCUUUCGUGGAGGAAGACAAUAGUGAUGUGGACGAGACACUGGUCACCGAGAGUGGCAAAAUGCUCUUGCUGGACUCUCUGAUGCCAACACUGCUAAAACGUGGUCACAAGGUGCUCAUUUUCAGUCAAUUCAAGACUCAGCUCGACCUAAUCGAGACUUAUUGCGAAGUCCUACGUGGAUGGAAAUGCAGCCGCAUCGACGGCGGUGUUUCGCAGCCAGACCGACAAGAGCAAAUCGCUCAAUUCAACUCGACAGAAUCCAAGACCAACAUCUUUCUCUUGAGCACCCGUGCAGGUGGCCAAGGAAUCAACCUUACAGCUGCAGAUACAGUCCUCCUCUUCGACAGCGAUUGGAACCCCCAACAGGAUCUGCAGGCACAAGACCGUGCCCAUCGUAUUGGCCAAACAAGACCAGUCAUCGUGUAUAGAUUCGCAACCAAAGGUACGGUCGAAACACUGUUACUGGAAAAGGCAGAGUCAAAGCGAAGACUGGAAAAAUUGGUCAUUCAAAAAGGCAAAUUCAGAUCGAUGCGUGCAGGUGAAGUGUCGGGUGCCGAGUUUGCAGAACUGCAGCAGUUGUUGGCACAGCAAGAUGGCGAAAGAGUGGAGCUCGAAGAGGGAACCAAGGGCUUGCUGUCAGAAGAGGAAUUGAACACCUUGACGGACAGAAGCGAAGAAGCUUAUGAGCGGGCAGAGAAGGGCCUGGACGGUGGUGACAAGUUCAAGGCUGUUGAAACAAAAGCAGGUGGUGAGGGCUUUCUGGAGGCUAUGAGUAAAUGA